Molecule: messenger RNA, 869 nt
Organism: Carassius gibelio (silver crucian carp)
Lineage: Eukaryota; Metazoa; Chordata; Actinopteri; Cypriniformes; Cyprinidae
Product: C-type lectin domain family 2 member B-like
Exons: 6
Coding region: 276-869 (197 amino acids)
Source: RefSeq, a predicted model, not a curated record
UCAAAUUCAGUUGGGUAUUCAGUGAGAUAUGAUUUGAUUUAAUGCGCUGACAGCUGCACCUGGCAAACACGUUACACUGAGUGGAGCUGGCGACCGGUCCAAGAUUUCGGCUCGUUCGUGCCAAUAGGCAGAAGCGUUCGAUGGGGCGUCUAUCUAUAUAUAUGUCUAUGGUCCACACAGCCAUGUUUAGUUGUUGUUAUUUUCGGUUUACCCUCACAGCCUCGUUUUCGAUUAAAAAUGGCGGCGGGCUGAAUAAGGCGUAUAUGGAAUUGUGAAUGAUAGAAAGGAUUGUUGAUAUCUACGUCAGUGCAGAGGCUUUAAGAGACAUGAAACAUAAGAAAGAGACAGAAGACUUCAACACAGAAGAACCCCGAACACCUCGACACACAGGAAGUGAUGGUGUGACGAUCUCCAGAGCAGCUGGUGUGUGUUUGGUGCUGAUGUUUGUUCUUCUGACGACUGCAGUCAUAGUGCUGUGUGUCACUAAAGAGAGAGACCAGUUAAAAUCAGAAAGAAAUGAUCUUCAGAAGUGUUUGCCAGAUGGAUGGAAGUGUCAUCAAUCCAGUCUUUACUACUUUUCUUAUGAGAUGAAGAACUGGGAUGAGAGCAGAAGAUACUGUAGAGAGAGAAAAGCAGAUCUGAUCAUCAUCAACAACAGACAGGAACAUGAUUUUGUGAAUAAUAUUUGUGGUUCUGAUCAUUUCUGGAUUGGUUUGACUGAUGUUGAAGUGGAGGGCAGAUGGAAAUGGGUUGAUGGCAGCACACUGACCUCUGGGUUCUGGGCGUCUGGAGAACCAAACAACAGCCAGACGACUAUCAGGGAAACGAAGACUGUGCUAACACUCAUUCAUCAGGAUGAUCUGAACUAA